UUGUGAAUGCUCAAUUUUUAAGAAGCAGGUAGUAAAUAAAAGUUGUAAAUUACGCUGGCAAAAAUAAGACAAAGAAUUAGUCGAAAGAAGUAUUAUUAAGUUAUUGAUUACUCCUUUUUCCCAAACGUAAAUAAGAUGGGAGCGGAUAAGGUAACUGAGAAAACCGCGGCCGAGAAGUUAGCCGAGCGUAAAGAACGUUUGCGUGAACUACACAAACAACGACAGGAGGCGCGUACACAGAACCACCAUGAAGUGAUAGCAGAGGAUGCUCGCAAGAAGUUGCCAAACAACUGGGAAGCACGUAAACGACAAGCAGAGUGGCUGCUGGCAGAUGAGAAAGCACGAGAGGAAGCCAAACAAGAAGGCAAAGAUUAUGACCGCUUAAAAUUACUGUCGGUGUCGGCAAUUGAUGCUGAACGCAUAGAGAAAAAAAAGCGUAAAAAGAAUCCGGAUUUGGGAUUUUCCACAUUCGAAGCACAAACAGCACGGCAAUACAACCGUUUGGUGAAAAAUUUGCCGCCACGUGACAUGGCCAAAUAUGAACAACAGAAAAAGGAAUUAGGUGAAGCAUUUUACGGAGGUCCCAACACAAUAUUACAGGGCUUAGUUAAAGAUAAGAAAUCAUCUAUUGAUAAUAUGGCUAAGGAUUUGGAGCAACAAAUAGAACGCAGAAAGAAAUAUUCGAGACGACGUACCUACAACGAUGAUGCCGAUGUUGAUUUCAUCAACGAACGCAACUCUAAAUUUAACAAGAAACUGCAUCGUUUCUACGGCGAGCAUACAGCGGAGAUCAAACAGAACUUGGAACGUGGUACUGCCAUUUAAGCGAGUGCUGUCAAUUUUGCAAAAUCAAUAUUCUCUGUCUACUAAGUUAAGUUGUAACCGAAAUAGUUGUAGAUAUAAUAAUAAAAUUAACAAUUUGUUGUACAUAA
This is a messenger RNA of Anastrepha obliqua, 932 nucleotides long. Its product is annotated as pre-mRNA-splicing factor Syf2. Bases 136 to 825 code for a protein of 229 amino acids. Lineage: Eukaryota; Metazoa; Arthropoda; Insecta; Diptera; Tephritidae. The record is from RefSeq and is a predicted model, not a curated record. Gene Ontology annotation, cellular component: catalytic step 2 spliceosome; Prp19 complex; post-mRNA release spliceosomal complex. The transcript has a single exon.